AUGGAACAGCUAUCUCAUGAGCUGUCACCCUACAAUGUGAGAGAGAGGGAGAGGGAUGCUGUUGCUGAUCUCACUGAAACACUUCAUGACUUCGAUCUGGAGAGUCAAGGUGAAAACAAUACAGAGAGAGGAAGAGGAGAGGACUUGGAGUCAAAUCAGGUGAGGUCAUGUGGUGAUUGAAAGGACUGUGCUGUGACAGUGUUGUGGAUUUAAUUAUUUCACCAUGUUAUAAAAAACUUUCCUUAAAGGGAUACUUCAGGAUUCUUGAAGUGGGUUUACAUAAGUUAAUAAGUGUGCACACAGUGGGUGCUGGCCAGUUCUUUCCUGUAAAUGGGAAACUGCCCAGGGAACAGCAUCCCAGGGAACAUAUAUGUAUGCUGCAUCAACAAACUGUGCAAAAGUAAAUGGGUCCUCUGGUGGAAAAGUAGCCCAGCAGUGCCAGACAGAUGAGCCAGUUCACAUUUACUUUCACUGGGAAGUGGGUCUGUCAGUCUGAAGGUUUUCCCUAUCAAUGGCAGAUGUACCAACCUCAGUCCUUUAUUCAAGAGGACCACACAGGAGUGCUGCUUUAGUCUAUUCUUAAACAUCUUAGAUGGCUGGUCCUGCCACUGCAAGUUCCAUUGAAUCCACUAUGUUCAAGCAUUCACUUAAACUGAGAUGAGUUCUUGGGCCUGAGUCUCUCAAAAGUAGCCAAUUUCUGCAGCAGACUUGUCCCAAUCUGCAGAAUACUGUAUCCUAGGGAGUAUGCAUGUUUCUCUUCUAUUUUUACUUAAGGGGCAGAACUGACCAGCAUCCAUUGUGGCUAGUGCACUUGUCAGUGAAAUGUGACUCACAAAACCUUAUGACAAAAGACACGGAACGUCUCUUUAAAGCCGUAUCCUGGUCCAUACAUACCUUGGAGAAGUGUGCCAAUCAGCCCAAAAGUUCAAGUUUUUUUUUAGCUCCAAUUGAUCACAGUGGUUUUGUUAGUGGAAAGUGUGUUGCAAGCCCCAGGAGUAUCACCAAGUGCUUGAUGUAUAACCCUUGCAAAAAACAUCCACUUCCUUUUUAUUUUACACAAGGAGGAAGCAAGAGACAUUUUCUUCCAUCUGUGCAAAUGAAAGACCUUUGCUUACAAGAGGCUGAUGACAGUGUGUGAAUCACCUUUUACUGCAAAUUUUUACUAAGUCUGGCAUUUUCUUCAAAAUUUAGAGCUUAAAUUCAACCUCCAAGGAAUGCGAAUCCACAACCACGGAAGGUUAUGAGGCAAACCUGGAGCAAAAGAGCAUUGCUAAAAAAACAGGUGAGGUGCCUGGUGUUACUUGCUUUGCAGGACUUGUGUUUAAAUCAGCUAUUUGGGCUGUGUUGCCAAAGGCUACCAGAAAACAUUAUUAUUUCAGGUUUUCAGGGAAUUCAAGCAAAUAACAUUAAUUUAACUGCUACUUUCCUCAUGUGUAGUGGGGGGUGGAUGAACUGGAAGACCAUAUAUAAACACAGAUAAUUUUAUGCUACAGUUACAAUUACUACUGAAUAUUAAUUGAUUACAUGGAUAAUAAUUUUCAUUAACCUUGGUAUUCGAAAUAUUUGUCCAAGAUCUCAAGAUAUCCUGUACUUGUAGCAAACUGUCUAAAAAGGAGCUUUCUGGUUUCUCUCAGAGUCACUGCCCUCUCCUCAAGCUGCAGUAAAUCCCCACAACAAGAUAUCUGCUUGGGACAGCGGAAUCGUGACUAAUCCUAACUUCAAGGAUUGUAACAUUGAAAAUUUUAACAUCACUAUUACAUCUGGCAAAGGUAGAUAUGAAACAUUUAGUAUUUGAAACCAGAGUUUGGCAUCUGCUAAUCUCUUUGUUCUUUUGCAGAGUCUAUUGUUCCAUCAAAAAAGGAAUCAGUCAAUGCAGCUGCUCCACUCCACAAAAGUGAGUACUUUUUCACGUGCAUUACAAAAUUCCAAAAUAUAUGAAAUACCUUGAUUGUUUUUAACUUAGAGGGGAAAAGGCAUAAUAUUUGAAUGUCUUUUUUUUCUAGAUAAAAAGAUCGAAGAAUGUAAACAGAAGCUAAAAGAAACCCUGAAGAGGAAGUUUAAGGAUUUGAGAACUGGAAAUGACAAGAUGCCCCUCGAUGAGAUCUACACAGAAGUGUGCAUCAUUGAAGGAGGAAAUUGUGAGGUUAACACGGAGCAUGAGGUGAUUAAGGAAGAAUCAGCAAUCAAGCAGAACCAGGAAAAAUCGAUCCACUGCAACCACCUCUUCAAUCCUCCACCGGGACAAGACCGUCAUAUUAGAACUGUUAUCACAAGGGGAGUUGCUGGCAUCGGGAAAACAGUAUGUGCCAACAAAUUCAUUCUAGACUGGGCUGAGGAGAGAGAAAACACCAACCUGGACUUUGUGUUUCCUCUGCCCUUCCGUGAUCUAAAACUUGUGGGCGAUAAACCCAUCAGUCUUGUUGGACUUAUCAAUAAACUUUUUCCUGAAACCAAAGACACAGAAAUCUUUAAAGACACAGGAAUCCUUAAUAACGAUCAAUACAAAAUGCUUUUCAUCUUGGAUGGCCUGGACGAGAGCCUACUAUCUUUGGAUUUCAAGGAAUGUGAAAUAGUGACUGAUGUGACACAGCCAACUGAGACUGCUGUGCUUAUAACCAACAUCAUCAGGGGAAGACUUCUCCCCUCAGCUUUCAUCUGGAUAAUAUCUCGGCCAGAUGCUUCCAGCAAAAUACCCUCUGAGCACAUUGACCUGAGGGUUGAGGUUCGAGGGUUCAACAACACCCAGAAAGAUGAGUACUUCAGAAGUAUAAUUAGUCGCCGGAAGGUAGCAGACAAGGUAAUUUCACAUGUGAAAUCCUGCCAGAGUCUUUAUAUCAUGUGCCACAUACCAUUCUUUUGCUGGAAGAUGGCAAGUUUGUUGAAGAAGAAGCCGGCAACACCAGGUGGUACUGACAUGCCAGCAACUCUGACCCCGAUGUACAUACACUUCUUGACCGAGUGUGUGGACAGCAUGAGCAAGAAGCUGCGCGACGAGGCAAACCCUGACAGUGUGAGAAAGGAUCUUAUCUAUCUGGGUAAGCUUGCCUUUGAAGAACUUGCGAAAGGCAAAUUUAUUUUCAAUGAGAGCAGCCUCAUCCAAAAUGGAAUCAAAGUCACAGGGCCAAACUUGUUUUCAGGACUCUACACCCAGAUCUUCAGUGAGGAUUUGAUCCUGUGUCAGGAGAACACGUUCUGCUUUGUGCAUCGGAGUGUCCAGGAGUUCUUUGCAGCUUUGUAUGUCUAUCUCAAGUUCAACAAUGACAACGUGAUCGUCCUGAACAAGAACCCAUUCAGCCGAUCUCUAUCAAGAGACUCAUCAGAGCUCACCCUCUAUAAAGCAGCAGUAAAAAAGGCUCUGCAGUGUGAGAGAGGACAUUUUGACAUAUUUCUGCGCUUCCUCUUGGGCCUGUCUCUUGAAUCAAAUCAAACUCUGCUGAAGCAUCUGCUGAUUCACAACAGAACCAACCAAAACACAAGAGCUGAGAUCAUCAAAUACAUUAAAAAGAAGAUUCAAGCUGGUCCACCUCCAGACAGAUGCGACAACCUUCACCUCUGUCUGAAUGAGCUGAAUGAUGACUCUGAGAUGAUUCAGAGACAGGCACGUGCAGCGCGGGGGGCAACAAGAGCACGAGCUGCUUUUCGCAAAAGGACCUUUAUUAGAAUGUUUUUACUCUGUUGUAUGACCCAAAUACCAUAAAUAAAACAAAAUUAUAAUCAUUCAGAGCUACCCUCGGUCGAUCAUGUGAUCCACAUAGAUGUGCCCUCAUUGCCCAAAUGUGAUUAGAUCUGCCCUGUAGCUAAGCGUGUCAAAGCUGGCUACUAGAGACAGUUGCUGCUUGAAACCAAAGACCAGAGGAAUUAGUCAAACCACAGAUAUUACAGUCAAACAGCCGAUGUUGUGAUGAGUAGGUUUUGCCGCGAUAUUUGUUUCACGGUGUAUUCUUGCAAGAUGACUGAUGAAGUGCAGUAAGCAUUCUGUGUAUACCUCUGACUCUGCACACACCGCUCAUAAGUUAUAGCCACUAGUAAACGACACACAGCGUGUUGAGGGGAAAAAGUAUGUCAGGCUUCUUUUUGUUUCCAUUUGUUUCUUUAGUUAUAGGCAAAGUGCAUUAGAAAGACGUAUAAUUUUAAUGUCAAGUGAGUUGCAGUGUUUUUCCUAUGUUUCCAGAGGCAAUAAGGUAUAGACUGUUAUUUUACAAAAACUAUGCAAUGUACAUGAAUAUUCACAUAAUUUAAGACUAUAUAUACAACAAUAAUAACAAGAAGAAUUUGAAUUUAGAUUUUCUCAACCUCUCAUUUAAACAUCGUAGUGUAACAUUUGUAUAUAUUUACACACAAAUUAAACAUAAUAUGCCUGAAUAUAAAACAUAUAACUUUCAUAACCAAGUGGUUAGUGAAACUGCAUAGAAGCACAAAUAGAUUUAAAAGACAUGAUUUCUAUUGAAUUCAGUUAGAUCUUACACUAUUAUUAGCACUAUAAAUAAAAAGGGCACAUCAUGAAUCUGCACCAUGAAGCAAAUUUGUGGCUGUACAGUAUGUCAUGAAAAGGUGUAAAUGUAUGUGUGGGUGUGUUUUAUGUGCAUUAGAUUGUAGUUUAUAAAUCUCAUUCUGUAGUGAUGUCUUGUAAGGACAGGAGGGUGAAACAAAAACAAAAGGAGCUAUGUGAUGCUGUGGAAAGCAGUGGAUCACUUGCCAGCUGGAUACGAAUGGUGUUUCAAAUUUGUACUCAGCAGCAGAGGUUCCCUUUUUUUAUUUGAGUGACAGAUUUGUAAUUGUUUUUGCUACUUUUUUAAACAUAUAUAUAUAUUUUUUUACUUUUUUUAAUCAGAGUAAUCUUUCAAUAAGAAUGUCAUGAAAAGUUGUGUUUGUGUAAAAAAGGUGUCAUACAAAAUAAAUCUAUCUGCACAGAAUGCAUGUUUGAUGUUUGUAUGUUUAAAAUAGGUUAUAUACUGUAGCUUCCUCGACCAACCCUACAUUCCACAAUUAUUACAAAUGGACUGUCUUUAUCUAGCACUUUGUUUUCUCUUCUGACCACUCAAGGUACUGUUUCAGUGUCACAUUCACCUAUUCAUACCACCUUCUGGUGACAAGGAGGUGAAAUGCAUUUCUUAGUGUUAACCAUUUUUACACCACUACCACAUUGGAAAUCACUGCAUGGAUUCACAACAACUUCCAAUGUAUAUACGAUUAGGGCACAGUGUUGCUGCUGACCUUUUUUUUAAUUAUCAACAGAAAAACUUUGCUUGACUGCUCAUAAAAAUGUUCUUAUUAGUUUAAUACAGAGUGCAGAUUAGGUUUUAUUAUGGCGAAGGAUAAUUACACUUUUUUUUUUAUCAUGUACGUUUAGCUUAAUCUUGAGCAUAAGUUACUGCAGUUAUAAAGCCUGUUGAUUUAAAGUUUGACUUAAUCAUAAUUCAUUUUUUGACUUCUUGUUUGAAAUCAGGUUAAUGUCACUUUCUAGCCUUAUGAUCAUCAGAAAUUCAGAUCAAAGUGAGCAAGUGUUCAAAAGAGGUUAGUUUUAAGACUCCAAUCAUUAUCAUCUCAGCUAGAUGUUGUUUAUCAUUGCUUUUUUAAAUAUGUAUUUAUGGUAUUAUAUGAGAAUAUGCAGAAGAAUAAAAGAGGUUUUCAUGGCAAAGUUCUCGAUACAGGAUAUACAAAAAAGGGCCUCAAGACAGGACCUAAUAACGGGAUAACAGUGCAGCCAAAAAUGAUUUACACCAGGGUCAUGAGAUCUGGCCAUAAAUCACUUCAUAUUUAAAUAUUUUACUCUUCCUGUUACACGAGUUAUGAUAAGACUGUAAAAUGUAAUGGACAAUCAUGCAGUACCCAUCUCUUCCCACUAGAGUUCAGUCAUGGGCAGCACUCCACAGACAUAAAAACGCAAAAACGAAACUACUUUCAUAACUGGAAAAUGAUAAGCAGCAUAAACACACGAAAACAAGGAGCUGCUGCUAAAUAGGCUAUCUGUGACAAAGUGGAUUUACAAGGGUGAGCAACAACAUUUUUUUUGAAGUAUUAUCGAUUAUAAAUGAGUAUUUUCAUGUGUAGAUGUACUUUGUAGCAUAAAACCUAACAGUCUUAAAUGUAAAUGCGUCACUUCACUUAUCUGUACCACUCAUCUGCUCUCUUUUACAAGGGUGAGCAACAACAUUUUUUUUUGAAGUAUUAUCGAUUAUAAAUGAGUAUUUUCAUGUGUAGAUGUACUUUGUAGCAUAAAACCUAACAGUCUUAAAUGUAAAUGCGUCACUUCACUUAUCUGUACCACUCAUCUGCUCUCUUUAGCAGUAAAAACUUUGUUUGUUUUUUGUAAUUCGAAUGUGUAUGUUUUCCAACUUUUUACGUGGUAGUAAAGUUACCAUAACCAAAAUGUCAAUGUUUAGACAACCACAGAAUAGUUUAGUUUUUGUGAUAGAAGGAAGUUUUUUGAGUCCUAACGCAGAGUAAUAAUGUUUGAAAGGGAUAUUCAUACAAAGAAACAUCUCUCUAAUGUAUGUGACGAAAUUAUUCGGUUCACUAUGGCGAUUAUUUUCACAGUUCGUCUAGUUUUCCGCGCUUUGUCGCAGGAAAUAACCACUUUAUCAAACCUCACGUAGUUAUGCGGAAGAGCAGCUUAGAAACUUUACCAAACCUGUGUGACUCCGAGCUCAAAGAAAAGUUCCAACUCUUAUUUGUCACAGUUAGGCUGUCUGUGACAAACUGGAUUUACGAGGGUGAGCAACAUUUUUUUUUAAGUAUUAUCGAUGAUAAAUGAGUAUUUUCAUGUGUAGAUGUACUUUUUUAAAACAAAAUCCCGAUAGUCUUAAAUGUAAAUACGUCACUUCACUCAUCAGCAGCACUCAUCUGCUCUCCUUCACAGUGAAACCUUACAUGGGUUUUUUUUUCGUAUGUCUGUUCUCCAACUUCUUAAGUGGUAGACAAGUUACCAUAUUAAAACUGUCAACAUUUUGACAACCACAGAAUAGUUCAGUUUUUCUGUCAGGGGGAUUUUUUUUUAGUCUAAAGGCAGAGUCUUCUUCAAUACAGCUGAUUAUAGCAGGAAAUUACUGCUCUAUUAGGAUUUGAAUAGACAAUAAAACAAGUAAAAAAGUUCCAACUCUUAUUUGCACAUACAGAAGUCAAAGGGAUUCUCUGUUUUAUCUGUGAAAAAAAUAUUGAGUGUUUAAUCUCUGUGUUAAUAUGUUGUUUGUAAUGUUUAGAACAAUAACUUUCAGUACAGCAACACAAAUAGGCGGACACUAAUAGCACCCAACCUCCUGUUUUCCUCAUCAGAAGAUGUUUCCUUCACUCCAUAUAAACCAAAAAGACCUAAUGAUAGGAUAAAAGUGCAGCCAAAAAUGAACGAAACCGGGGACUGUAUGGGUCAGAACUGGUCACUGAAUUUGGCCAUAAAUCACUUCAUAUUUAAAUAUUUUACUCUUCCUGUUACACGAGUUAUGAUAAGACUCUAAAAUAUAAUGGACAAUAAUGCAGUACCCAUCUCUUUCCACCAGAGUUCAGUCAUGGGCAGCACUCCACAGACAUAUAAAGGCAAAAACGAAACUACUUUUGCACUUGGCAAAUGAUAAGCAGCAUAAACGCAUGAAAAAAAGGACGGAGUAGCUGUUGCUAGAUAGGCUAUUUGUGACAAAGUGGAUUUACAAGGGUGAGCAACAACAUUUUUUUUUUUAAGUAUUAUUGAUUAUAAAUGAGUAUUUUCAUGUGUAGAUGUACUUUAUAACAUUAACCUGACAGUCUUUAAUGUAAAUGUGCCACUGCACUUAUCAGCACCACUCAUCUGCUCUCUUUAGCAGUAAAAACUUUAAUAGUUUGUUUUUUGUAAUUCGAAUUUGUAUGUUUUCCAACUUUUUACAUGGUAGUAAAGUUACCUUAACCAAAAUGUCAACGUUGAGACAACCACAGAAUAGUUUAGUUUUUGUGUUAGAGGGAUUUUUUUUAGUCUAAAGGCAGAGUAAUUAGGUUUGAAAGGGAAUUAUGUUUGUUGCAGGAAAUAACCACUUUAUCAAACCUCACGUAUGCGGAAGAGCAGCUUAGAAACUUUACCAAACCUGUGUGACUCCGAGCUCAAAGUAAAGUUCCAACUCUUAUUUGUCACAGUUAGGCUGUCUGUGACAAACUGGGUUUACGAGGGUGAGCAACAACAUUUUUUAAAAGUAUUAUCGAUUAUAAAUGAGUAUUUUCAUGUGUAGAUGUACUUUUUUUUUUUUAAACAAAAACCCGAUAGUCUUAAAUGUAAAUGCGUCACUUCAUUUAUCAGCAGCACUCAUCUGCUCUCCUUCGCAGUGAAAACUUAUAUGUUUUUUUUUUUCGUAUGUCUGUUUUCCAACUUCUUAAGUGGGAGACAAGUUACCAUAACCAAAUGUCAACAUUUAGACAACCACAGAAUAGUUCAGUUUUUGUGUCAGGGGGAUUUUUUUUAGUCUAAAUGCAGAGUACUUAUGUUUGAAAGGGAUACUCAUACUUACAAACAUCUAUCUAAUGUAUGUGCAGAAAUAAUUUGGUUCACUAUGGCGAUUAUUUCUGCAGUUUGUCUAGUUUUCCGUGCUAUGUCGCAGGAAAAAACACCUCAAAAACCUCACGUAUGCGGAAAUACCUUUACCUGUAGCCCUAACAUUUGGCCAACCUGCAUGGCCCCAAGGUCAAAGUAGCUACUUCCUCUUGUCCUGAAGACUGUAAAGUUAUGUAACAACUUUACUUCCUCUAACUUUUUCAGGUCUUCUGGCUGUCGAAUCAGGCUGCAGUAUCAACGAAAGUCUUCCUCUGUAUUGGACUUUAAACACCAGCACGGUAAGACAGAAGCUACACCAUAGCAUGGUCUUAAAAAAGAUAUUAGCCUUUAGUGGAUUGUCUAAAAAAUUUAAUCCCUACUACACAUAAAGUAUAAAAAUAUUGCGACAAUAACUCAAUUUGAGUAAAUUUUUACCUUCAUCCUAGUUUCACACUCAGCACUGUCCUUUAUAAGAGUGGUAGAGUCCAGCUCUUUUCUGAGUUAUAGCUUCACUGAUGGAAGAAGCUUAGUCAAUAUUAAAGCUUGAGUUUAUAAUAUUACCUGUAUGAUUAUUAAAGUGGUUUGACUUGACCCCUCAGUAGUAAUUUAGCUAGUGUCCUUGUCACUUUCCUGCCUGCAGGCAGCUACUCAGCCGCUGAUGAGCCCGUCACAGUAACCACAGUGGCUGGAGUCACAUCCUCUUCCUCCUACCUAAUUUCUUUCCCAACAAAGUUUGUAAAAUUUCGAUUUGAAAAGCAAACCCUUUACAACCAUGUUAGGCUUUGUGGAGGUCCAUUGAGUUGUUUUUAUAGCUUUGUUUCAUAAGUUCCUGGUAGUUCAAAUGUUUAUAUUUCACUUUCACAGAAAAGUCUCAAGUUUCCACGAGGUGAAUGUUGACAACCUGAGGGAAAUUCAGUGGUACCUGGGCAAGUAUGACGAAGAUGGAUCCUGACCAAACAAAAUGACCUUUUGUUAAAACAAGUUGAAGGUAAACAACAAUGUUUUUAAGGACAAUAUAAUAAAUGGGCAGAUGCUGUUAGCAGCCAUGUGCAUAAGAGAAAAGACAGCCAGCGAGUUCAUUUUUAUCUGAUAUCAUGUUGCGACAAACUCAGGUGUUUUAUCCUAUUUGUACCUGACUGCAUGAAGUUCACCUUACACAGAACUUUCUUCUUUCUCCCUGGAUUUUUAUGUUCAAUGUGAAACAAAAAGUCAAGGCUGAGGAUUAGCUUGCCUUUAGAGUAGAUCAUUAGCCUGUUAUGCCAAUCAAUGAUCAGCAGAAACCGAUCAAUGACACUCUGUGGACAAAAACAAACAACCACAGCUGAUUUCUAACACCCUAAACACUAUAGCUACCUCUGGAUGAUGCUCAACUUGGUGAAAUAGCCACACCUGUUUAGAGUAUCACAAUGUCCAUUUAGGAACCGGUGAUUGAAUUCAGGGGUGUUUUUCUAAUCACAGUUUUCUUUGAUAUUUUAGUCAACAGACCUAAACAUGGAACAGCAAUCUCACGAGCCAUCACCCUCCAAUGUGAGAAAAAAACAGAGGGAUGCUGUUGCUGAUCUCACUGAAACACGUCAUGACUUCGAUCUGGAGAGUCAAGGUGAAAACAAUACAGAGAGAGGAAGAGGAGAGGACUUGGAGUCAAAUCAGGUGAGGUCAUGUGGUGAUUGAAAGGACUGGGCUGUGACAGUGUUGUGGAUUUGAUUAUUUCACCAUGUCAUUAAAACGUUCCUUAAAGGGAUACUUCAGGAUUCUUGAAGUGGGUUUGCAUAAGUUAAUAAGUGUACACACACACACAAUGGAUGCUGGCUCUGUAAAUGGGAAACUGCCCAGGGAACAGCAUGCAGAUGAGCACAUAUGUAUGCUGCAUCCACAAACUGUGCAAAAGUAAAUGGGCCCUCUGGUGGCAAAGUAGCCCAGCAGUGCCAGACAGAUGAGCCAGUUCACAUUUACUUUCACUGGGAAGUAGGUCUGUCAGUCUGAAGGUUUUCCCAUCAGUGGCAGAUGUACCAACCUCAGUCCUUUAUUCUUUAGUCUAUUCAUAAACAUCUUAAAUGGCUGGUCCUGCCACUGCAAGUUCCAUCUACUCUGCUAUAGCUGCUGUUUCAGUGCCAAUUAGCCAAUUUCUACAACAGACUUGACCCAGUCUGCAAAAAAAGGAGAGUAUGAAUGUUUUCCUGUAGCUUAUUACUAAAUUGAUCACAGUGGUAUUGUUAUAGGAAAGUGUGUCGUAAGACUAUGUUGGACUGUUGAUCAGUUUAUCACCUUGGUCUGAGUCCUGGAGUAUUGUCAAGUGCUUGAUGUGUAACCCUUGCAAAAAAUCACCCACAUCCUGUUUACAUCACCCAAAGAGGAAGCUAGAGACAUUUUCUUCCAUCUGUGCAAAUGAAAGAUCUCUACUAACAAAAAGCUGCUGACAGUGUGUGAAUCACCUCUUUCUACAGGUGUUUACUGAAGCUGGCAUUUCCUACACAUUUUAGAGCUUUAAUUCAACCUCCAUUUGAAAGAUUUAUGUCUGUUUUGUUUAAAGGUGCUUUGCAUGGUCAAAAAACAGAAACAUGACCAGCCCAAGCCCUAUGAGGAGUGUGAAUCCAUAACCAUGGAAGUUGACGAGGCAGACCUGGAACAAAAGAAUGCUGCUGAAAAAACAGGUGAGGUGUCUGGAAGCAAAUUGGAUCAUAAAGGGUUUCUAUGGCAACAAAUAAACCAAGUACAACAGGCCAGAGAGAGGGAAAGUGCAAAAAAGGAAUUGAGCUUUUAUUUACUCAUAGAAAGUCACUGACGAAGAGCAGGAGUGUGGUUACAUGAAGAUUUGAGGGCAAAUUGCAGAAAAACUACCAGCGAGAGUGGGAUCCGCCAGGUGGAGCGGGAAGAGAAACAGUUACUCCGGUGUAUAAUUGCGUUAGAUGCUAUAUAGUUAUGAAUACUUUUAUUCCAGCAGGUGCAAAUCAAGGGCAGGGCAGGGGUGUCUUUGGCCCCUGCAAUAUUUUUGGCCACACCCAAAAAUCCCAAACUAUGAUACGUUACUUGCUUUGCAGGAUUUGUAUUGAUCUCAAGAUCUCAAGAUAUCCUGUACUUUUGUAGUAAACUGUCUAAAAAGGAGCUUUCUUGUUUCUCUCAGAGUCACUGCCCUCUCCUCAAGCUCCAGUUUAUCGCACCGCCAAGAUAUCUGCUCGGGAUAGAGGAAUCGUGAAUAAUCCCAACAUCAUUGGUUCUAACAUUGGCACAUUGAAUUUCACUCUCAUUACAUCUGGCAGAGGUAGAUAUGAAACACGUAGUAUUUGAAACCAGUUUGGCAUCUGCUAAUCUCUUUGUUCAUUUGCAGAAUCUAUUGUUCCAUCCAAAGAGGAAUCAGUCGAUGCAGCUGCUCCAUUUGUCAAAAGUGAGUACUUUUUCAUGUGCAUUACAAAAUUCCAAAAUGUAUGA
This is a messenger RNA of Xyrichtys novacula (pearly razorfish), 11914 nucleotides long. The record is from the annotation of a GenBank genome assembly. Lineage: Eukaryota; Metazoa; Chordata; Actinopteri; Labriformes; Labridae.